UCUGGAAUCUCUUAAAAAUGUAUUCAAAAAUCUAUUCGUAGAAUAAAGAAAGAUUCAAUUGACCAAUCAGGGAACAAAAAAAAUCUUUAUCCUGAUUGGUCAAUUACAUGAAACUCUACUCCACGGAUAGAAUUUUUGAUCGCACUUCUACAUUGACAGUAACGGUCGGUAAUAUCAGCAUUCUUCCAUUAAUACUGGGUUCAAUAAUCUCGGAAUUGUUUAUCAGCUGUUUUAUAUUUCAAAAACGCAUGAAUGGAAUUUUCAAGUUGUCAAAUUAUGCACUUGGAAUAUAAGUGUGAUCGAGUUACUGUAUAAAUAAAAUAAAAUAUUAUAAAUUUAUGAUGUCUGCCACGAUGACUAUUCGCGUGAAUCGCUUUGCUUUUCACGUAUACAAGCGCAAUAAAGCAAUCAUUAACCAAAGAUAUGGGAUUAGACACAAUUCUGACCAAGUUGGCGGCAAGACAUUAGAACUUUUAAACGAUAGAAGUAUACUACGUGUAAGUGGCAAUGAGGCCUCUGCCUUCCUGCAGGGAUUAAUCACAAACGAUAUGAAGCAUCUUGCAGAAGGGGCAUCUAAUAUUUACACUUUGUUCUUGAACAUUAAAGGCAGAGUAAUGUACGACGCUAUAGUGUACAAGAGUGAAGAAAGUAACAUGUAUUACAUAGAAUGUGAUUCGCAAGUUGUUGACUCUUUACAGAAACACUUGCAGAUGUACCGUGUAAGACGAAAAAUAGAUAUAAAACACAUAGGCGAUAAAAUCAAUGUCUGGUCAAUGUUCAAUUCCACUAAACUUUUUGAUAAUGGAACUACAGUGAAUGAAAGUGAAAAGCGCAAAUUGGAAGGAAUGAUAUUUCCAUGUGGUACGCUAAAUAGUAAAGCCAGCAAAUUUAUCGAUAAUAUUAUGAUAUACGAAGAUCCAAGAUUACCCGAUUUAGGUCUCAGAAUUUUAGCCGAAUCGCAUAUUGACAAACAUGAAAUAAUAAAACAUUUAGACUUUGAUGUAUCCUUAUCUAAGAAUGUCGAGAAUUACAAAGCACUUCGAUAUAAAUUAGGAAUAGGGGAAGGUGUACAUGAUUUACCACCUGCAAAAGCAUUACCUCUGGAAAUCAAUUGUGAUUACUUGCAUGGCAUAAGCUUUCACAAAGGUUGUUAUAUUGGUCAGGAAUUAACUGCACGAACAUAUCAUACAGGCGUGGUCAGAAAGCGCCUAAUGCCCUUAGUAUUUGAUAAUAUCAUAGACAAACCGCUUCCAUAUGACGAAAAAAUUCUCAACGAGUCUAACAAUGUGGUAGGAAAGUUUCGGGGAUAUAUCUACAAGUAUGGAUUAGCUUUAAUGCGCAUUAAUGAAUCUCUCAGUGCUCGGCAGCUUAAUGUAUCGGGCAUAAACAUAAGAAUUGUUAAACCCACAUGGUGGCCUCAGGAAUUUCAAACAGAAACAAUUUCUGCCAAAGAUAUAAAAUAACAGCAUUCGCGACUAACAUUGUGAUGGAAGAUUUUACUAGUACACCAGUGGAUAAAUCUGAUAUCUGCAAAGAUGCUACAGAAUACUUCUACGAAUCAACAAACAGCAAAUGCAUGCGGCACUUUUACAUGUUCUUUUUGUUAUUUAAAGGAACGUUACGAU
Molecule: messenger RNA, 1625 nt
Organism: Cataglyphis hispanica
Lineage: Eukaryota; Metazoa; Arthropoda; Insecta; Hymenoptera; Formicidae
Product: putative transferase CAF17 homolog, mitochondrial
Exons: 3
Coding region: 339-1463 (374 amino acids)
Cellular component (GO): mitochondrial matrix
Molecular function (GO): protein binding
Source: RefSeq, a predicted model, not a curated record